AUGGGAAAACCCUUAAGGUCUGUGAGUCUGACGUCUCUCUACAGUCUGCUGAAGGCUCGACUCUGUCCGUAUUUCUAUCUGUGCUCGUAUCAGUUCACGGUGCUCUUCAGGGCGGCCGGUCUGAGCGGCGCUAAAGGCCUCAGCGCACUGCUGUCCCCCACCACUAGAGGGCUGCGCGAGGCCAUGAAAGCGGAGGGAAUAGAGUUCUCUCUCCCUCUGCUGGCGGAGACGAGGAAGAGCAGAGAGCGCAGUGAGAGCGAGGAGUCUGUAUCAAGUGAGCACAGUGAAAACGAGGAGGAGGAUGAUGAAGAUGAUGACGAUGGUGGAUUUUCCUGGCUGAAGGAGAUGGGCGUCCAAGACAAGAUCAAGAAACCAGAUGCCAUUUCUAUCAAACUUCGUAAGGAGCACAGAGAGGUGCGUUUGGACCACAGACCAGAGUCUGUGGUGUUGGUGGUGGGUUCGAACACCUUCACGCUGCUCAACUUCCUCAUUAACUGUAAGAGUUUGGUGGCUGGAGCCGGUUCUCAGGCGGGGCUUCCUCCAACUCUACUGGCUCCUACAGCCUUCAGAGGGGCCACACUGCACACGCUCAAGGCCCGGACUGUGAAUGUGAAGACUCAGGUGAGAAUGGGCUAUCAGGACGUGUGCAGUCUGGAGGUGACGGGACCCAUCAUGCCCCACACGCUCCAUGCGCUGACGCAGCUCCUCAAACCCGCUCAGAAAGGAGAGUUUUCUGUGGGUCUCUACACCCACGAGCCCACGGCCGUCCUGAACUUGCCCCUCAGCCAGACCUCUGAACCUCAGCAGCUGGAGUCUGUGGUACAGGAUCUGGGCCGAUGUGGCCUCCAGCAGAGCUCCAUUCAGCAGCUGGCGACGCCGAGCAUGCUGGGAAAGAGUGCGCUCAGACAGCUGCACAUGAGAGACUAUUCGUACAGCUGGAAGUCCUGAGAUCCGGCUCUGGGAGAACAUUAAUAGAGAGCUGACAAGCCCUGUCUAUUAAUAUCUGUGGCUUCCUGUGACGCUUACUUACUCGCUUCUUCUUUAUAGAGACUGGGCUUGAAUAUAGUGUAGCUUUUAGGAGUUUGGACGGUCUAACUUGUUGUUUUAAAUCAGUUAUAUUUUUAUGGGCUGCAAUGUUUUAGACUGCAUGUGUGAUUUACAGUUUAAUUUUUAAUCGGUGUCUCUUGAUGAGAAACAACUCAUGACUUCCUUGGGAAGGAACAUGUAAAACUGUUAAAAGCUCUCAUGAUUAUAUUUUUGACUGUUGAAAUCCUUUUUGCCAGUGUAUUUAUCACACUUGUAUUAAUUUAUUAAAUGAAUAAGCUGAAAAACUUUUAUAAAUA
Sinocyclocheilus anshuiensis is the source of this 1343-nucleotide messenger RNA. RefSeq names its product protein downstream neighbor of son homolog. Gene Ontology annotation, cellular component: nucleus. The transcript is spliced from 7 exons. The record is from RefSeq and is a predicted model, not a curated record. Gene Ontology annotation, biological process: nuclear DNA replication. Lineage: Eukaryota; Metazoa; Chordata; Actinopteri; Cypriniformes; Cyprinidae. Bases 1 to 948 code for a protein of 315 amino acids.